Closterium sp. NIES-65 is the source of this 2667-nucleotide messenger RNA. Lineage: Eukaryota; Viridiplantae; Streptophyta; Zygnematophyceae; Desmidiales; Closteriaceae. The record is from the annotation of a GenBank genome assembly.
AUGGAAAGGACUGGCGGAUCUCUUCGAGCAGGACAUAUUGUGCUGGCCGCGGCGCCGUUGCCUCGACGGGCCGUCAACACGCGGCUGGUCCACUUCGAUCCCUUGCCGGAGCCCGGCCUCCACGCUGCCCAGGCGGAGGCAGCCUGCCGGUACGUUCCGCGCAUCUCUGCGGGGUGGCGGUUGGGGGGCACGUGCAGGGGCCCUCCAAAUGCGUCUGCAUGCUUUCGCGCACUUAGCCCCCCUCACAGCGAGCAGUCACCGCGGCACAAACCAAACAUGCUUUGCCCCGGUUGCAGGUGGUUCGAAGAGUGGACAUUGAUGGAAGUAGACGAACGGAGGGCCAGGCGGGUCGAAGGAGGGGAGGCAACGGCGCGUGUGGGCGAGCGCCUGGUGCAGCUACGACUCGAGCACGAGCACGCGAGUCCGAGCACGACGGAGGGGGAGGGGGAGGUGUGCGCGGGCGCCAAGUGCGCGCUCGAGCUGUGGCGCCUCAUCCAGGAGCGGGUCCAAGCCGAGGCGAGUGGGAAUACUCCAGGCCCGGGGGAGGCCACGAGUGUUGCGGCUCUGACCCUAGACGUCCAAACUCUGCACCGAUGGCUCCAGGAGGAUGCGGAUGCCCGCGCGACAUCCGGCAAGGCGGUGCUGAAUUGUCCCGAGCGUGGGCCGAGUGUCGGGGUCGCCAUCGAGCCUGCGAGCGGACCUAGCGUCACUUUGGCGGCAGACCUGACGGAAACCCUCGUCAGCUUGCACUGUCCCGAGGUGCCGGCCCACAGCAGCAUCGUGGCGGUGAUGAACGCCCGAGCACUCUUUGCGGAACCUGGCGACACCGCGAAGGAGGGCAGUGAGACCCUCGUAUGGAACGUUGUGUCCAUGUGGAUCGAAGUGGAGUGGCGUGCGCGCAACCACGGCGUCGCGUUGCCCACUAUCGCCGCCCUGCGCAUGGCAACCGUCACAUUCAAGAGCGCGAGGAUCCUUACCCAGCCGAAAGGUGAGGCGUUACGCUUGAAACUAGAUAUGGCUGGCAUGUCUUACCUUCUCGCAUGCGUCGAAGAGGAAGCGGGAGUGGAUGGGGGUUGCGAUGGCGCGGAAGGGGACGGGGGUGCGGUGGAGGAGAAGCAGGGGGGGGAGGAGCAAGAGGAGGAGGGGGAGGAGCCGGAGGAGCGGGAGGGGCCGGAGGAGCCGGAGGAGCAGGAGGUGGUGGACGGGGAGAAGGAUGGAGUUAAGACAGGGAAUGAGGGGCAAGGGGAGCAGGAGGCAUCGACCUUGACAGCGGAGGGGGGGGGGGGGGGAGGGCUGCUGCUGGGGAGGGAGACGCGGGAGGAGGGGGGGGGAGAGCGGGAGGUGGGGGGCGAGGGGGGGGAGGAGGAGGAGGAGGAGGAGGAGGAGGAGGAGGAGGAGGAGGAGGAGGAGGAGGAGGAGGAGGAGGAGGGGAACGGAGAGAAGGAUGGAGUGAUGGAUGAGGGCGCACGGUGGAGUGGGCCGUUUCUGUGGGGGGAAGAAGCUUCGGAAGGGCAGGCGACUGAAGGGGGGGGUAGGGAGGUAGUGCCGAAGGAGGGCGGUGAGAAUAAGCAGGUGGAGACAGAGAAAGAGGAGCCACCGAUGUUGACAGCGGAGGGGGGAGGAGAGGAGGGACUGCUGCUGGGGAGGGAGACGCGGAAUCCGGAAGAGAGGGGGGGGGAUCCGUGGCGGGUGGAUGAUACACCACAGCCUCGAGACGUGGAUGCGCGAACCCUAGGCCCUCCUUGUCCGGGCUCGAUCCGGGAUGCCCAUGCCCUUGCACUGAUCCCCAAGGGGGGUGCGGAAGCGCAGCCGAUCGAGGGGGCGGGGGAGAAGGUAGCGCCGAAGGUGGGGAAGAAGAAGGAGAAAAAGACGUGGCGUGCGAAUGAUCGGAAGGGUUGGCGCGUGCCGCAGAGCCGGGGGGUCUGGGUGCAAAGGAAGAGGAAGAGGACCGAUGAGGGGGGGGAGGAGGAGGUGAAGGAGGAAGUGAAGGGGGAGGGGGGUGAAGUGAGGGAGGGAGUGGAGGAGAAGGGGGCGAGGAAGAAAGAGUGCAAGGCCGGGAAGGCAGGUGAGGACUCGGAGGACGUGGUGGAGGUGGCGGCCCAGCUGCAGGCGGACUCGCCGGCUGUCAUGGAGGGCCCCAAGGCGGCCGUGCUGGGCCACGGCCAGCGGGUUGGGGUGAAGGAGGAAGAGAAUGAAGCGAAGGAUGAUGUGAAUGAGGAAGUGAAGGAGAAGGGGGUGGAGGAGGAGGAGGAGUGCAGGGCAGGGAAGGGGGUGGGGAGGCGGGCAGGUGAGGACUCGGAUGACGUGGUGGAGGUCCCCCAGGCGGCCCAGCUGCAAACGAACUCGCCGGCUGUUAUGGAGGGCUCCGUGGCGGCCGUGCUGGGCCACGGCCGGCGGGGUGGACCCAGAAAGGCCGCCCCGGUCGAUGAGGCGCCACUGAAAGGGAGGACUUGGAGGUCGUGUCGUACAGCCGCUGCCAAGGGAAAACCUGCCAGCUGUGUGCGAGGGGGGGGGCGAAAAGCGAAGCCUAGGGGCACAGCGACUCCAAGGGUCGAGGGAGAGGAGGCGAGCGAGCGGCCCAGAGCACGUCGUGCCCGCACGAACGAGGCCGCUCGGGGGGGGGGACGUCGCCCUCUGGAAUCCCACGUGGACGGAAACGAAAGCUAG